AUGAUUCGAAGGCUAACAAAAAAUGAUAUGCGGGAACUUUCCAUUGCAGAACAGAAUAAGUCUUCCUUAACAGUGAAUGAUACUCAUGAUAAACUGCCCUUUCUAAGGAAACGAGAGGACACAUUUGGUUAUAGAGAGAAGGGUAGGGGCAAUGCUACCCAGCACAGGCUAUUGGAUGCUAAUAGUAAAAUAAUACAACGUGCAGUAAACCAAAAUGCCAACUUCAAUUCAAACAGAAAAAUGAGAAGUUUAAAAAUAUCACCAAUAAAAAGAACGAUAUCAACAGGCCUAUCUCAGCCAGAUCUGAGCAAUGAAUUAUUAUACGCACCUAAAUUAAAUCAUAUUACUUCGAGCUCAUAUGAACACGAACCAAGUAACACAAGCAUUCUCGUCACUGAUAAACAAAAGUCAAUAAAAAAUUCAAUUGGCAGAGUAAGAUUUAAAGAAGAGUUUGAAACACAAGAUCUAGAGGUUACUCUUCAAAAUAUCACUCCAAUAAAAAAUACGUCCAAAGACACUUUUGGUUUAGAAACUGAAACAACAAAAACAGUUAAAAAGAAUGGUGCUCUCUCCUCACAAUCUUCAAAACUCAGACUAAAAGAAUUGAAAAGAGAGAUAGCUCUCAACUGCGAUCUAUUUUACAAUUCAUUUAUUGAACAACAUAUCAAACACAAUGCACAAUUUCCAGGCAACUAUUUGAAACAUCAAAAUAAUAGAAAAGACAAAUACAGAUGCAAUCUAAACAGUGACUCUUUCACAAAGGAUGAGUAUUCCUUUAAUAACAGUUCAAUAAAUAUAGGAAGACGUUCAAUUUCUUUUUCGUCGAUUCCUUCCCAUAGUAUUACUAGUGAUACUUUCGAUGCAAGUGCUGAUGGAUUAUCUAAUCAGAUAAGUUUUAACAAUGAACACAAUUUCACCAAAGAAGAAAAUAUUACGUAUGUCAGUAGUGACGGUUUCAAGAAUGACACAAACUCUCCUUUCAAUUUAAGCUCCGAAUCAAUACGAGAGUUCUGCAAAGAGGAGGAUUACUGGAAGAAAUCAAUCGGAUCUUGGUUCAUAGAACCUCUAUUGACAGACAGUGCAACAAAUGACCCAGUCAACCAUUUAAAUAUAAACCCCAACAGCAAUAGCUUCCACGACACAUCGCAUUCCUACAUCAUCAAAGAGAUGGUUAUGAGGUCAUUGAAGAAAACAAGCAAACAUUAA
Molecule: messenger RNA, 1206 nt
Organism: Tetrapisispora phaffii CBS 4417
Lineage: Eukaryota; Fungi; Ascomycota; Saccharomycetes; Saccharomycetales; Saccharomycetaceae
Exons: 1
Coding region: 1-1206 (401 amino acids)
Source: RefSeq, a predicted model, not a curated record